GCCCAUGUGACACAACUCCAGCCAUGCACUUUCACGACCCAACGAUUGACUGUUUGUCAAACACUAACAAAAUGGAAUGAUUUUGAAGUAUAUUUUAAGGCAAAGUGAAGCCUUGUUUAUCUAAUAACUAAUUCUAUCAUGGGGACAAGUGCACAUCACUCGUUAAAAUGGCUAGCCUCUCUAGGGYUAGUGCAUGACAGCUCCGGCGAACAUGGCGAGAAUGCCGAAAGACUGCUUUCAGAAAAACUCCAAAAUGGCAAUGUACUGUGUCAUUUGGUUAAUGUUUUGAAACCAGRAACAGUCGAAAAGAUUYACGAUACGCCGACCACCGAAGAAGAGAAACUCUACAACUUUGAAUCAUUUCAAAAGGCUUGCCAAGAGCUGGGGAUUUGUGCCGAAGAGGUACCCUCCAUUGGUGAACUUGAAAGUCCAGGAAACAACCAGAAGCUUCUACAGACUUUGGAGCGCUUAGAAAAGUUUGCUGGAGGUCAUGGCUUUGGUCCUUCUGACUCCAAGCCACCAUUAUUGAGCAACACUGAAGCCSUUGAARACAAUAAUCUCAUUACAAGCCCACAGAGAAAGGAGAUGACAGACUAUGGGGGUGGUGGUGUGCGUCUUGUCAAGGCAACAUUUCCAUUCCAGGGCACAGAUGACGAUGAGAUUUGUUUCGUCAAAGGUGACAUUUUGGAAGUGACAAAGGUUGUUGAUGGUGGUUGGUGGGAAGGAACAAUCAAUGGUAAAUAUGGCUGGUUUCCUAGUAAUUACGUCAAGGAAAUCUCCUCAAGUCCUGAAGUACCAGUUACACCUACCACACCGUCACCUGAUGCACUUUCAGCCAAUAAAAGAGAUAGUGCCAGAGUUUAUCAUAAUCUGGUAGUGCAAAAUAUACUAGAUACUGAAAGAGCUCAUGUCAGUGAACUUCAGGCAUUGCUACAAAACUAUCUGAAACCAUUACAAUGUUCAAAUGUACUUUCCCAAAGAGAUUUAAAGGUUCUUUGUGGAAACUUUGAAGAGCUGGUUAAAUUUCAACAGAACUUGUUUAGUAUCUUAGACGAAUGUGCACAUCAACCAUUAAGUACACAGCGAAUGGCAGCCAAUUUUCUACAAAUUGCCCCACAGAUGAAGGAAUUAUAUUUGACAUAUUGUGCAAAUCAUCCAAGAGCAGUUGAAAUACUUACACGACACAGUGAUGAUCUGUCAGCAUUCAUUGAAAGUAAAGGAGCUCCCGCACCUGGAAUCCUUACUCUGACUACAAGUUUAAGCAAGCCAUUUCGUCAUCUAGACAAGUAUCCAACCCUUCUCCUUGAACUUGAGCGACAUUUGGAGGAUGGACAUAUGGACAAACUUGAUACAAAGAAAGCCAUUGCAGUUUUUCAAAAUAUCAAGACCAGCUGCAAUGAAAUGAGAAAGAAAAAAGAAACUGAACUAGAGAUUCUCACUGGUGACAUCGAAGGUCUUGAUAAAGAGGAACUUUCAAAGUGCGGUGAUGUUAUUUUGGUGUCUCAGUUUUUAAUUCAUGGCAGUGAAGGGGAAGUUAAAGAGAGAUAUUUUCUACUGUUCCCAUCAUGCCUUUUAGUCCUUCAUGUCAGUGCAAAGCUGGAUGGAUUUUGCUUUGAGAAAAAGUAUGACUUGACGAGAGUUGCAGUUCGACUUUUAGAAGAUACUGAAGGAAUACUCAAUGCUUUUGAAAUAAGAGCCAAUGGAGAAGUUAUGAAAGUCUCCACAAAUCAUGCAGGAGAGAAAACAGCUUGGAUGGAGACCAUGUCAGACGUUCUUGGUCAAGAAUUCCAUCAAGCUACUCCUAAACACAGCCCUAAAACCUUUGAUAAACUGUGGGAUACUAGAGUAAAUGGCAAGGUAGAGAAACCAAGUGAAUCAAGUGGAUCACCUCCAGGAACAGGCUUACAGAAGAGAUCAAACAGUGCAUCAGUAACUAUGUCACAGCCAUCCACUGAGAUAAUACGAUCCAUGUCAACGUCACACUCUGCAGCAACUGAUAUGACAUCUCUCAAUUCCGUGUCACACACUCCAAGUAUAUCCAAACGAUGGGAUUUCUCUAAACUGAGACCAACUCCCCCACUUAGGCCUGCUUAUGCUCUCAUGGCUAAAGAGCAUGAUUCUUCUAUGGGUCGUUCUGUUAAGGGACUUUUGCACUCCAAUAAGAAGAAACAAGAUUACACAGUUUUACAGUGUUUACCAUUACAUCAUGGUUGCCUAACUGUAAAUCCCAUCUCUACUUUCAAAACUUGUACUUCACAAUGUACAUGUCGGUCUAAAAGUGAACCAGUUGAUGAUGAAAGACAUUAUUCUACAUCUUCCUCAGGAAGCCACCUUUUAGAAGAAGACAUGCUAAUAUUGAGAGUAAUAGAGUCAUAUUGUACAAGCGCAAGAGCCAGGCACACACUAAACUCAAGUCCAAUAGCACCAGAAGUCCCUGCACAUACACCCAGAGCAAUGUCUACAUCAAGUUUAAGAAGUGAUUGGAAAAGAAAAUCCAAAAAGAAACAAAAUAGAGAAGACCUCAUCCCCCUCACAGAACCAACUAAAACACGGCCUGAUUCAGAAGCUUCGAUUGGCAUAAAAUUACGCACAAAGGAAUCCAAAAAGUCAAGACGAUCAAGGGAAGGCCUUGACUACAACUGCUUGAAAAAAACAGUGGAACAUUUACAAUAUGAAACAAUGUCACUACGAGAAAGUUUAGCAGAAGAACAGAUGGCAAGGAGAAAAAUGGAAAAAUUCAUCCGUUCAUCACUAAAAGGAAUAGUUCCUGAUCUUAAAUGGGAAGAAUUCAAGGAUGAGAUGUAACAGCAGAAAUAAUGUUGGACUCUUCAAAAUGAUUCUUGCUUGUGAUUUGUGGAUUACUGGUCGAAAUUCUGUGUGGGACUGUAUUACAAACAGAAGGACACAAACAAAACUUACAGGUCACAGGACGAUACCCAUUGAUUGGAUGUUCUGGUGUACCUGUUUGUGUAGUCAAAAAUCAUCUUACUGGAGACUGCAGAAUUUCUCCACUGCUAUCAUGACAUCUCAAAACUAUUAAAAUGGAGUUCUCACUCCCUAGAUCUAAAGGACUGUCAUUACUGGACUACAAAUUAUUGGACAUUGUUCUAUGGAUAUUAUCAUAAAUGAAAUAUAUAGGUGUUAUGCUAAAAUAACUCAAUACAACAAUGGCCAAUAUCUGUUCAUGAUUCUUGAAUAGAAAGUAAAGAGCAAGCUGUCAUUCAUUAUAGGCGAUGCAAUUAAUCCAUGAAAUAUAGUAAAUAGUAAAAUAUAGUAAAAUAGUAAAUAGUAAAAUAUUCUUUGCUUUCACUAUACAUAACAGUGGCUUUCUUGGAGGAACUUUAACAAAGGAUUUCUAAUUAGUAUCUUUUGUUCAUUCCUCCAACAUGGCUGCCAGUCUUUUGAAUCUCAUGGGAAUGGUUGAAAACAAUAAGUAGUACUGAAUUAUGCUGAUUCCUUUGUUUUCUAUUGUCUAAUCAACACUAUUUACCAGCAAUUAGUGAUAUUUGUUUCAUGGAUUAAGUGCAUCUGCUAUACUAAAUCUAUAUUUGUUGGGUAACUUGUGGCAACACAGUUAUCUUAUUUCAGUAAGUGUAAAUUAUUUUAAACAGUUCGAUCAAUGGCACUUCUUGGCCACCCUGCAUUGACACUGCUUUUCUCAGAUAGAUCUCUUAUAAGAACUAGAAUUGAACAUUUUCAGAACUAAUAAAAUAUGUGGAAUUUCAUAAAAACAGCCUCAGAAAAAUAAUAUUGCUGUAACCAACCUAUGCGGCUAAAUAUUAGUCAACAUUUACAAUGUUUUCAAUUUAAAAAGUGUUUUUCUAAGUGCCCAAUUUAUUCUCUUGGAGUCAGUAGAAGCUACUGCAAUAAUCAAAUACUUGUAAUAAACUACAAUCUCUAUGAAUAGCUCAAUUUUAAAGCUUUACUUAGACUAUUUUACAAAGUGUAAUUCCUUUAGUAAGAAAAAAAAAGAAAAUCAUUUAUUAAAAUAAAAGAAUUAUAAUAAUA
Molecule: messenger RNA, 4008 nt
Organism: Exaiptasia diaphana
Lineage: Eukaryota; Metazoa; Cnidaria; Anthozoa; Actiniaria; Aiptasiidae
Product: rho guanine nucleotide exchange factor 7
Exons: 31
Coding region: 139-2805 (888 amino acids)
Molecular function (GO): guanyl-nucleotide exchange factor activity; protein binding
Source: RefSeq, a predicted model, not a curated record